AUGUUUCUCUUCACCAAUGGCAAGAAUGUGAAGUACGACAAGUUAACUAACGAGGUCGAGUCAGAGCAGGAGGACAAGCUUGAGAAUUCUUUACCAUGGCCACUCUCACGACUCCGGAAGAAUGGACUAAUAUACGUUCUGAUUCUAUCCAAUCUGAUCAGCAGUCUGUUGAUCAUUGCAACAUUCACUCGGCAGGGAAUGCAAAAGCAUGAUUCGUUUGAGAGCGGCUUUAGGACUGAUUUUGACCCAGCUCGAGAACACAUUGAGUUGGAGCACUUGAUCUUUUCUGGGUCUCCAGCAUUUACCUAUGCAGGUGUUGAGUUCCAGCAUCAACCAGCCAAGGUCCAAUAUGUUGGCAAGCCAAGUCCAGAGAUUGACCAGGCUUGGGAAGAUUUGGUGGCAGGGAAAGAAUUCUUAGCGACAGAAGAGGAAGUCAAAAUUCAAUGGCCGGAUGAUGUUAGCGAGUUAUGGGACGAAGAUCGUGGUGGUUAUGUGAUCAGUAUCGAUGUUUUUCAAACAUUGAGUUGUCUGGACUUGUUGCGUCGCGGUUUGUCUCCAUCAUACUAUAAUCUGACUUAUGAUGAGAACACUUCGUCUACAAUGAGUGAGCUUGUCUCCUAUAACGACUCUAGAGCGAAAUGUGCUCACUAA
Penicillium odoratum is the source of this 651-nucleotide messenger RNA. RefSeq lists its product as uncharacterized. The transcript has 5 exons. NCBI's taxonomy places the organism in Eukaryota, Fungi, Ascomycota, Eurotiomycetes, Eurotiales, Aspergillaceae. The record is from RefSeq and is a predicted model, not a curated record. Gene Ontology annotation, biological process: mycotoxin biosynthetic process. Bases 1 to 651 code for a protein of 216 amino acids.